AUGACUUCAGAACAACGUAGACAUGGUGAUAAAAAUCGAAAACAGAAUCCAAGAAAUAAUGUCACUACUGCUCUACCAAGAGAACCUUCUGAUCUAUCAACAUAUGAUAAACUUAUGAUGUAUUUUACAAAAACUAAUCCAGAAUAUUCAGUAUCGGAUUUUACUGAAGCUUUAUAUGCUUAUCGGCAAAAACGACAAACGCUAGCUGGACUUUCUUUAUCACAAAUUGAAGAAGGUGUUUUAAAUAUUGUUCGAAGCAAAUAUCCGUCAAAACGGAACGAUAUUGAUACUACCCAAACUGAAAAUUCAAAUGAAGAUGAAAUUGAACAAUCUAUUGCUGCUACACUUUGGAGUACAUUUAGACGUUAUCGAGAACGUGAACAAUUAUCAAAAAAGGGAGAAAAUAAAGCUAAUAAUAGUAAUAAUGAAACAGCAAUAACAGAAGAUCAAUGCCUUAUUUGUCUUGAAAGUUUAAAUUCAAAUAAAACAGAAACAUUCCCAUGUAAUCAUACAUUUCAUCGAAUGUGUCUUGAAGAAUGGUUUAAAAUCGAACGAACAUGCCCUCUAUGUCGACAAGAAGAAGGUAAUGUUAAUCGUCAGAGACGACAAGGAAUAGAUGGAAAUAAUCUUAAUACAGGUAUUUUAUCAAGAAAUUCGGAUAGAUUAAUAUCUUCGAAUAAUGUUCAAUUCAUUCCAUCAAAUAAUCCAUAUAUAGGUGCAUCAAACGAUCGAAAUAAUCAACAACAAUCAAAUAAUAAUUUAUUAGCAUCAUCUCAAGGACAAGCACCAAUAGUUCGUAGUCGUGGUUUUUAUGACAGUCCAGCAUUUAAACCACCAUCAUUUUCUGGUGAAAAACCAGUCGGUUGGUUCGAUACAAAAUAUCCAAAUUGGGUAUCGAAUCAGAAUGGACAAUCAGGUCAGAAUAAUAUGGUUAAUGGAAAAAAUGGCGCACCAAGCAGUCUUCAAGGUAAAGUUAAUCAGCCAAAUAGAGAUGAUGGUGGACCAGCACUUCUUCAAAAAGUAGCUAAACAUUAUGCCAGUAAAGGUGAAAAAACAUACCAUUUUGGUCAACAUCAUGACCGUGGCUCUAUUUGUUAUAAUCAUCAAAAUUAUAAUGGAUAUACGUUCGGUAAAUUCCAAUGUCCAUUACCAGCCAAUACUGGUAUGAAUCAACUUGAUCAAUAUUGUUGUGGACCUGCAAAUUCUCAAUAUUGUUGCAAUUCACAAGAAUACAACCAAGAUCAAAAUGGCAGAUUUGAUAAUGAUCGUCAUUCGAAACAUUACCAUUAUUCAAGAAAAAUAAAUCGAACUCUUGCUAUUAUAUUACCUUUUGUUGGCAUACUUGUUAUAGCAGGCGCUGGUGUUAUUAUCUUUUUCUAUUAUAAAAAGGUUCAAAAGGAACAUAAUAAACAUAGUAAAUCAUCUGGAGUUACUCGAUUAAAUGAUAAUUAUUCAGCCGUUCCUCAAGAUGCACCCGUUGAAAGACCAAUCAUCACUCAACAUGAACAGCAAAAUACAUCUGUUCAAGCUUAA
This is a messenger RNA of Rotaria sp. Silwood2, 1533 nucleotides long. Lineage: Eukaryota; Metazoa; Rotifera; Eurotatoria; Philodinida; Philodinidae. The record is from the annotation of a GenBank genome assembly.